This is a messenger RNA of Lepus europaeus (European hare), 4353 nucleotides long. RefSeq names its product baculoviral IAP repeat-containing protein 1-like. Gene Ontology annotation, biological process: detection of bacterium; inflammatory response; defense response to bacterium. The coding region runs from base 1 to 4353 and encodes 1450 amino acids. The transcript is spliced from 14 exons. The record is from RefSeq and is a predicted model, not a curated record. Gene Ontology annotation, cellular component: IPAF inflammasome complex. Lineage: Eukaryota; Metazoa; Chordata; Mammalia; Lagomorpha; Leporidae. Gene Ontology annotation, molecular function: ATP binding; ATP hydrolysis activity; cysteine-type endopeptidase inhibitor activity involved in apoptotic process.
AUGGCCGCCCCCGAGAGGGCUUCCCAGGACAGGAUUUCCCGGUUCGAUUACGAUUUGCUGCCGGAGCUGUCGGUGCUCCUGGGCAUAGAUGCGGUUCAGUUUGUAAAGGAAAUGGAAGAGGAGGAAGAGAAAGACCGCGAGGGGAUGGAGAGAGGCUUCCGCCCGCAAAUGCGCAGCGAAGCCAAGAGGCUGCAGACCUUCGUGACCUAUCACCCGUACAGCUCCUGGACCCCGCAGGAGAUGGCCGCGGCCGGGUUUUAUUUCACCGGGACCAAAAACAGGGUUCAGUGCUUCUGCUGCGGCUUGAUCCUCUGCGGCUCCAGGCUCCGGAGACGGCCCCUGGACAACCACAGGGAGUUAGGGCCAGACUGCGAGUUCCUUUCGGGCAAAGAUGUGGGGAACAUCGCCAAGUAUGAUGUCAGGGUGAAGAGUCCAGGGGGCGAGCUGAGCGCCCACCACGUGAGGAGCCAAGAUGAGGAGGCCAGACUCGGCUCCUUCCGGCUCUGGCCCUUUUAUGUCCAAGGGAUAUCCCCGCGGGCGCUCUCCGCCGCCGGCUUCGUCUUCACGGGUAAAAGGGACAUUGUGCAGUGCUUUUCCUGCGGUGGAUGUUUGGGAAACUGGGAAGAAGGAGAUGAUCCUUGGAAGGAACACGCCAAGUGGUUCCCCAAAUGUGAAUUUCUUCAAAGUAAGAAGACUUCAGAAGAAAUUAUCCAGUAUAUUCAAAGCUACGAGGGAUUUGUUGACGUGACGGGAGAACAUUUUUUGAAGUCCUGGGUGCAAAGAGAAUUACCGAUGCCGUCAGCUUAUGGCAACGACAGCGUCUUUGCUAACGAAGACCUCCGGCGGGAUUCCUUUAAGAACUGGCCCCACAAGUCACCUGUAGGGGCUGCGGCUCUGGCCCGAGCGGGUCUUUUCUACACAGGUAUAGAGGACGUCGUCCAGUGUUUUUUCUGUGGAGGAUGUCUUAAGAAUUGGAAAGAAGGUGAUGACCCCUUGGAAGAUCAUACCAAGUAUUUUCCCAAUUGUCAGUUUCUCCAAACUUUGAAGUCUUCUGCACAAGUGGCUCCAGACCUUGAAGGCCAUGGUGAACUUCCUGAAUUAACGGAAUCCACCAAGGGAAGCAGUCCCAAGGAAUCAGUAGAAUUUAAUUCUACAGGGCCAGGAAGCACUGUGAAAGGAUUGAAAUCUGGGAAUCAGAAGGCCACAGCAGGUCCCAAUCCACCCAUAGCGGAUGGGCAGAAUGGUAUUAGGAUUGAGAGAUGUGCACGUGGUGCCCAGCCGUGCCCCUGUCUUCCCGCCACAGAGAGGAUGCAGGGUGAAGCCCAGUGGCUUCAGGAGGCAAAGAGUCUGAGUGAGCAGCUGAGAGCAGCCUACACUGACGCCACUUUCCGCCGCAUGACUCUGCUCGAGGUCUCCUCCAGUCUAGCCACGGACCCCUUGCUGGGCUGUGACCUGUCCAUUGUCACAAAGCAUGUCAGCAGCCCCAUGCAAGAGCCUGUGGCAUUACAUGAGGCCUUGGCCGCCUUGAACUCUGUCAUGUGCGUGGAGGGCGAAGCUGGCAGUGGGAAGACGGUGCUGCUAAAGAAGAUAGCUUUUCUAUGGGCGUCAGGAUGCUGUCCCUUGUUAAACCGCUUCCAGCUGGUCUUCUACCUGUCCCUUGGUUCGACCAGACCGGACCAGGGACUUGCCAGCAUCAUUUGCAGCCAACUCCUAGGGACAGAGGGAUCUGUUACUGAAAUGUGCCUGCGAACCAUCAUCCAGCAGUUGAAGAAUCAAGUCUUAUUCCUUUUGGAUGAUUACAAGGAAAUGUGUUCGCUCCCCCAAGUCAUAGAGAAACUGAUUCAAAAGAACCACUUGUCACAGACCUGCGUACUGAUCGCCGUCCGCACAAACAGGGCCAGGGCCCUUCGCCGCUACCUGGACAGGACUCUGGAGAUCACGGCGUUCCCUUUCUACAACACCGUCUACAUACUACGGACGUUCUUUUUGCAUAACAUCAGCCGUCUGCAGAGGUUUAUGGUUCACUUCGGAAUGAAUGAGGAUUUGCAGGGAAUUCAGAAAACCCCCCUCUUUGUGGCUGCGGUCUGUGCCGACUGGUUUCGGCGUCCGUUCCACCAGUCCUUUGACGACGAUGCGGUGUUCAGGUGCUACAUGGAAUGCCUUUCCUUAAAGCACAGCACUUCCGCUGAACUUCUGAAAGCAACCGUGUCCUCCUGCGGCGAGCUGGCCUUGAAAGGGUUUUUUGCGUCUUGCUAUGAGUUUGAUGGCAGUGAGCUCACAGAAGCAGGGGUUGAUGAAGAUGAAGAGCUGACCAUGAGCCUGAUGAGCAGAUUCUCAGCCCAGAGACUGAGACCAGUCUACCGGUUCUUAAAUCCUGCAUUUCAGGAAUUUCUUGCUGGGAUGAGGUUGAUUGAACUCCUGGAUUCGGACAGGCAGGAGGACCAAGAUUUGGGACUUUUUUAUUUGAGACACAUUGACUCAUCCAUCAUGGCUGUAAGUCCCUAUGCCAAUUUCUUAAACUACAUCUCUAGUCACACUUCAACAAAGGCGGGACCGAAAAUUGUAUCUCACUUGCUCCAGUUGAUGAGUAAUGAAGCAUCAUUGGAGAUUAUAUCUGAAGAUGAUGACUACGCGAAGCGGCAUCCGAGGAUGUCAGAGAAGAUGCAAAUAUUUAGGAGCCUGUGGCAAGUAUCUCCGCAAGCUUACUUUUCACUGGUUUCAGAACACUUCCUGAGUCUCGCCUUAAAAAUCGCUUAUCAAAGCGACACCGUGGCCGCGUGUUCUCCAUUCGUUCUGGAAUUCCUUCGAGGGAGGACCCUGACCUGGAAGGUACUGCAGUUACAGUACUUUUUCGACCACCCAGAAAGCCUGUUGCUAUUGAGGAGUAUCCAGGUCUUGAUACAAGGAGUGAAAGGGGAGCCUAGGCCAGAUUUUUCAGUCAUGGCAGCAUGCUUGGACAAAUCGCAGGCACCGACUAUAGAUCAGGACUACGCCUCGGUCUUUGAACCCAUGAAGGACUGGGAGCAGGAGCUGGCUGAAAAAGAGGAGAGCUUGAAGAACUUCCUGAAGAUCCGACGCCAGGCACCACCGGACCUCGGUGCCGGCUACUGGAAACUCUCUCCAAAGCAGCCCAAGAUUCCGCUCCUGCAAGUCCACGUGACCAGGGCCGACGCCGUGGACCAGGACACGCUCAGGGCUCUAACGGCGGCUUUCUCAGCUUCGCAGCACAUCGAACUCCAUUUAAGCCACAGCAGAGGCUUUAUUGAAAGCAUCCGUCCAGCUCUGGAGCUGUGUAAGGCCUCCGUCACCAGGUGCUCCAUAGGCAAUGCUGAGCUCAGCCCAGAGGAGCAGGAACUGCUUCUCACCCUGCCUUCCCUGGAAUCACUUCACGUUGAGGGGACGCCCCAGUUACAAGACCAAAUCUUUCCUAACUUGGACAAAUUUCUGCACCUGAAAGAACUAUCUGUGAAUCUACAGGGCAAACUAAAUGUUUUCUCGGUCCUCCCUGAAGACUCUCCAAGCUUCCACCAGAUGGAGAAAUUACUGGUCCGCGUGUCGGCUGAGCGUGAUCCUUCCAAACUAGUCAAAAUGAUUCAGAAUUCUCCAAAUCUUCAUGUUUUCCACCUGAAAUGUGACUUCUUUUCGGAUUUUGAGUCUCUUACCACUGCACUCGCUUCCUGCAAGAAACUGAAAGAAAUUGUGUUUUCUGGAUCAUUUUUUAAAGCCAUCCCCUUUGUCACCAUUUUGCCAAAUUUUAUUUCUCUGAAGAUAUUGAAUCUUGAAUUGCAACAAUUUCCUGAUCAGGAAAUAUCCGAAAAAUUUGCCUACACUUUAGGUUCCCUUCAUGGCCUGGAGGAACUGAUCCUUCCUACUGGGGAGGCGAUUCAUCAGGUGGCCAAGCUGAUCGUCCAGCAGUGUCAGCAGCUUCCUUGUCUCCGAAUCCUCAGGUUUUUCCAGAUUCUGAAUGAUGACAGCGUGAUGGAGAUCGCUAAGGUAGCAACCAAUGGAGGUCUCCAGAAACUUGAGAUAUUAAAUCUUUCCAUCAAUCAUAAGAUCACGGAGGAAGGAUACAGAAAUUUCUUCCAAGCCCUGGAUAAUCUGCCGAACUUGCAAGAGCUGAACAUGUCCAGGCACUUCACAGAGUGCAUCAAAGCCCAGGCCCCGACAGUCAAGGCGCUGAGUCAGUGUGUGCCCCGACUGCCGCGCCUCACCAGGCUGCACCUGUUAGGUUGGCUCCUGGACACAGAGGACAUCACUCUGCUUAGUGUCACGAAGGAGAGACAUCCUCAGUCCAAGCACCUAACCAUUCUCUGGAAGUGGAGACUGCCAUUCUCUCCAAUCAUCCAGAAAUAA